AUGGUUAGUUUGGUACAUGGACAUCGCCGGGCUUCCGGGGCGAGCAACCGGUCGUCGGUCGAUGAGAGUAGAUCCGAUGGCGCCGAGGACGAUUCCACCGUCGUGGAACCCGAUCAGGGAAAUGUUGAGACCCGGGGCGGAUCUGAGCCGGGUUGUGUUACCAACGUUUAUUCUGGAGCCGAGGAUUUCAUGGCACAUCCUGAGACGUUGCUGGCUAUGCCGCAGAUUGAGGAUCCGGUGGAGAGUGGAGUUAAGAAACCUCUCAAUCCGAUAUUAGGAGAGACAUAUACCUGCUAUUGGGAUCUUCCAAACAAUACCAAAGGCUACUACAUUUCCGAGCAGACCUCCCACCACCCUCCCAAGUCCAGCUAUUUCUACAUGGCACCCGAACACCACAUCCGAAUCGACGGAUGUCUAAAACCACGAAGUAAAUUCCUUGGCAAUUCGGCCGCGAGUUUGAUGGAGGGAUUGGCCAUAUUACGAUUCUUGAACCGAGGGAAUAAUCCAAAGGGGGAGAGCUACUUUAUCUCGCAACCAAACAUGUAUGCCAGGGGUAUCUUGUUUGGGAAAAUGAAAUAUGAGCUUGGUGAUCAUAGCUUCGUGAAAUGUCCGGAAUUGGGAUUGUCGGCAGAUGUCGAGUUCAAAACGAAAGGAUACUUUGGCGGGACGUAUAAUGCCAUUGGGGGAACCAUUAAGAACGAUCAUACCGGAGAAGUCUUGUACGAGCUUUCUGGCAUGUGGAAUGGUGAGAUGUUUAUCAAAGAUUUAAAGACCGGUAAAAAGGAUCUGAUGUUUAACGCUGCAAAAUCGAAACAUACCCCUCCAACUACAAGACCUCUAGAGGAGCAAGAUGAACGCGAAUCCCAAAAACUAUGGUACAAAACUGUACAAGCAAUUAUAGCACGAAACCACGAGGUAGCAACAGAUGAAAAAACAACGAUUGAGAAUAUGCAAAGAGACGAAGCUGCGCGACGAGCAGAGGAAGGGAUUGAUUGGCAGGCAAAGCUUUUCCGGCCUGUUCGGGGAGGUCCAGGUGGCUCUGAAGAAGGAGAAGAAGAUUUAGAUUGGAUUCUUAAUGCCAAUAUUGAUGGAGAUACACCCGAGAAGCAAGUGGAGCAGAUACUUGCAAUUACACCAAUCCUUCCAGGCCAAAAGCCAAAUCAGAAAAAUCAAAUUCCACCAUCACACCAGCAGGCUGCUGAGAAGUCCGCCGCCGAAAAGUCCACAACUGAGAACUCAACCGCAACCGCUGCAACCGCCACUCCCAGUCCACCUCCCUCAACACAGAACCUCCCACCAGCGCCUUUAGCAUCCGCUGGUAACACCAAGGCGACCCCCUCGCCUAUCUCAACCCCUAAAGCAGCUCCUAUCUCUUCUCCUAAAGUCGCUCCCAUCUCCCACGAAAACGACCUCGUCGAUUUCGGCCAAAACGACAGCGCCCCUCCCCAAAAAUCAGCCAUCCAGUCACAAAUGCCUGCUGAUUUAUACGCGGCCCAGACUCAGAACGGAGGACAGAAGCAGAAGGAAUUAGAGCAGACGCUACUCUCCACUAGCACGAGUCGGGAGAAUCAGGGUGGCCCUCUGCUGGAUUUCCAUGACGAUCUAAAGAGGGAUUUACCUGCUGGUGGCACGGAGACGGAGAAAGCGAGGCAUGCGGCGUUGUUGAGGAAGGAUACUGAUACGGAUAGUUUGGAUGAGUUUGUGGAUGCGGAAUCAUAG
Glarea lozoyensis ATCC 20868 is the source of this 1719-nucleotide messenger RNA. RefSeq names its product Oxysterol-binding protein-like protein. The coding region runs from base 1 to 1719 and encodes 572 amino acids. The transcript is spliced from 7 exons. The record is from RefSeq and is a predicted model, not a curated record. Gene Ontology annotation, molecular function: sterol binding. Gene Ontology annotation, cellular component: intracellular membrane-bounded organelle; cortical endoplasmic reticulum; cytosol. Lineage: Eukaryota; Fungi; Ascomycota; Leotiomycetes; Helotiales; Helotiaceae.